This is a messenger RNA of Candidozyma duobushaemuli, 1821 nucleotides long. RefSeq names its product Bzz1p (gene BZZ1). The transcript has a single exon. Bases 1 to 1821 code for a protein of 606 amino acids. Gene Ontology annotation, biological process: regulation of actin filament polymerization. The record is from RefSeq and is a predicted model, not a curated record. NCBI's taxonomy places the organism in Eukaryota, Fungi, Ascomycota, Pichiomycetes, Serinales, Metschnikowiaceae. Gene Ontology annotation, molecular function: protein binding.
AUGUCGUUGCAAGAUCUUUCCAUAGGAAACGACCUUAAAGACCAGUUCAAGCCCACUCAUAAAUGGAUCAACAAUGGUAUAUCGUGGUUGCUGGACCUCGAAAGCUUUUACAAAGAAAGAGCUACCAUUGAACAAGAAUACGCAGCGAAGCUAAAGGACCUCAGCAAAAGACACUUUGCUAAAAAGGCAAAACACUCAUCGUCAUUAUCUGUGGGUGACGAGCCUCAAAUAACUCCGGGUUCGUUGGAAAGCGCUUCAGUGGUCUUGUGGAAUGAGGUGCUUACGCAAACCGAGAACAUUGCCAACACGAGAGACAAGUUGGCCGAUGAAUUCACCCUGAACAUUGCCUCAAAUAUCGUUCAAUUGCAAAGCAAAUGUCUGAAUAUAUCCAAGCACAUUGAGAUUAUCCACGACUUCUUGCAAACCGAAAAGACCAAAGUUGAGGAUGAUGUCUCAAAGUCCAAAAAGCAUUACGAUUCCUUGUGUCAGCACACUGAGAGUGCUAGAGUCAAGACGGAGAAGUCCUCAAGCGAGAAAUACCAGGAAAGGCUCAAGGAGAGAGAAGUUGAGAUGAACAUCGGCAAAAACGCCUACUUGAUCUGCAUCAGUCAGGCCAACAGACUCAAAGAUAAGUACUACUUCCAGGAUCUACCCGAGAUUCUUGAUUAUUAUCAGGACCUUAAUGAGACCCGUACAAGUAUCUUGAACAAGAUUCUCAAGAACGCUUCGAUUAUUGAGCGUAACUCGAACGAUAAGGUCAAGGACUUGCUUCAUGACGUGGAUGCAGUCAUUGACCAGAACAACCCUAAGUUGGAUGUUGCAAUGUACAUUAAACACAACAGCAGGUCUUGGAAGGAGCCAAAUGAUUUUGUCUUCGAGCCAUGCAGCUUCUGGCAUGACGAUGAAUCGUUGGUGACGAAAGAACCAGAGUUGACCGACUUGAAGAGACGUCUCAACCAGACCAUCAGCAAGUAUAACAUUGGAAAAGAGAAUACUUUUUCAGCCAAACAAAAAUUAGAAGAGAUGGCACAGGACAGGUCAAGUUCUGAAGACAAGGAUUCACUUAGGUUCGAUCUGAGACUUGACGACGUCUUGACGCUACUUCAUAAGUUCAUGCAAGAAGAUUCCGAGAGAGUGAAGCUCGAAGUCGAGAUCGAAAUUAUCCAAAACUUUGCCGGUGAUCAGGAUAUGUCAUAUUAUGAAGAGGCCAAACCGAAGAAAUCACGCUUUGGUUUAUUCAAGCACAAAAAACGUCAAAGCACUGAUCAAGGAAGUGACGGACACUCACUUUACACCGUCACGAGUAAUGUUACUACACAUUCCGGUGGACUUUUUAGUUUGAGGAGAAACAAAACCGCUACAAGCAAUGCAGAGGGCAGUGCAGCCAGCGACUCCGUAGCGACGGCAAACUAUCCAUACGAUGCUGACGGAGAGGACGAAAUUACAGUCAGACCCGGGGAAAGUUACGAUGUUGUGGAAGCAGAUGAUGGAUCUGGUUGGACAACUCUCAGAAAUUCGUCUGGUCUACAAGGCUUAGCUCCUACUUCAUAUUUGACAAUCACAGCAGGCAGCGCAGGUAGCAAUGAGCCACUGACGCCGAAGAAGAAGGGACCCGCUGUGGCUCCAAAGCGUGGUGCCAAGAGGGUGGAAUAUGUGGAAGCAUUGUAUGACUAUGUUGCAGAUGAAGAUAACGAGUUGAGCAUUCGGGCGGGUGAUAAGAUCGUGCUCGUACAGGCGGACACUGAUGGCAGUGGAUGGACCGAAGGAGAGCUAGAUGGUCAGAAGGGUUUGUUCCCCACUGCCUAUGUAAAACGCAUAUAG